Molecule: messenger RNA, 638 nt
Organism: Drosophila ficusphila
Lineage: Eukaryota; Metazoa; Arthropoda; Insecta; Diptera; Drosophilidae
Exons: 5
Coding region: 53-535 (160 amino acids)
Source: RefSeq, a predicted model, not a curated record
CUGAGUGAGGACGACAAAAGUGAUAGAGAUUUAUUAUUUUAUAAAACUUAAAAUGUCUACGGAAGAAGAAAAAAGUACCUUCGACGUAAAAGCACAGACUGAGGAUGAAAAUUUACUGAAAAUUCUUUUAAGACGUUUCGAUUUGUUCAAUAUAUUUAAUGAACUAAAAGAUCAUGGCAUAACCUACAGAUCAUUGAAGUACAUUUCUGAUGUGGAUAUCAACCAAGCUAUUUCAAAUAUCGGUUACAGAGCAGAGUUAAGACACAAAUUGACGCAAUGGCAAAAUUAUCUGAAAAGUGCUGAGGGUAUUCAUAAACCAUUUGAACAAGUCAAUAUUCAACCAAAUCUGCCAUUUUUAAAUUCAUUUACACUAAAUUUGAAUUCCAUUAUACAAGAAUUUGAUAUAUUGCAUCCGAAUAAAACAUCCAUUCCAAAAGAAGACUGGGAAGCUUUUAACUGUUAUUUUCAAAGAAAUUGGCCAACAUUUAUCAAGAAAAAUGCAUGGGAUAUUGGUAAGCACUGGCUGGUCACUUAAAGCUCAACUUUAAAACCAAAGAACUCAACCCCUUAGAAACUUUAAAAAGCUCGUCGUUGUUAGCUUUGUAUUGUUGAUAAAGAAACAAUAAACCUGUUUUAAU